Cetraspora pellucida is the source of this 892-nucleotide messenger RNA. NCBI's taxonomy places the organism in Eukaryota, Fungi, Glomeromycota, Glomeromycetes, Diversisporales, Gigasporaceae. The record is from the annotation of a GenBank genome assembly.
UCAACCUAAACAACCUGAUUUCAAUAUUUCCAAUAAAAAUGAUUUUCCAAAAGUUGAAGUAGUAUUUGAUAUGGAAGAUAUAUGUAUUAAUGAACCAUUAUUAUUAGAUAAUUCAUUUUCAGAAUUAUGUCGUUUAUUAACAAAUAUGAAUAAUGAAAUGCUUUUGAAUAAUUUAGCUAAUAAUGAUUAUUGGAAUUAUGCAAUUGACCAAAAGCUAUUAGAUGGAAAUUAUGCUAUUAAUUGGAAUUCUUUAUUAUCAAAUUAUAAAAAGAUAACUCAUUUAUAUAGGGAAGCAUUAUAUUAUAGAAAAAUGAUAGAACAAGUACCUAAUGAUCCACAAAUGGAUUUUGAAUAUACUGAAAGAUUGCAAGAUACUGAUGAAUUAUUACCUUUUGUAUCCAGAGAUACUAUAGUAAAAACACUUAAUAAAGUAAAAAAGACAUUUAAUUUAAUGUAUCAUGCAUUUAGAUCAGCAACAGAUUUACCACGAGCAAAAGAACUUUAUAUAUUAUGGAAUACAAAUAUUGAUAGAACUUAUACUGAUGAUAAUUUUUUUCAAUAUAAAACAAAAACAUCUCAAUAUUUAGCGAUGUUGUUUGCAGAAUGGAUAAAAUAUAAUGUUGAAUCAGGAACAAAUAAUGAUUUAUUAAAUGAUAUUUCUGAAUCUAUAAUUAGUAGUAGAUGUCAAAGAGAAGAUGAUACAAGAAUUAAACGAUCAAGAGAAGUAAUUCAACCUCAAAUUGUUGUUUUACCAAAAUUGUAUACUUGGAAUCAAAAAACAGAUAAAUAUGAAGUUAUUUUGAAGAAGAAUAGUGAUCUAACUAAACUUUAUCCUAGUAGAAUUUAUGUUCAAAAAUUUAAUAGUAAAAGUUCUACUCCAAUAUAUGAACCA